Messenger RNA from Anisakis simplex (herring worm), 978 nucleotides. The record is from the annotation of a GenBank genome assembly. NCBI's taxonomy places the organism in Eukaryota, Metazoa, Nematoda, Chromadorea, Rhabditida, Anisakidae.
AUGAAAAUUUCCUUCAGCAAAAGGACCGCUUUCAAUCGACACACAACCAACUAUCGUGCCUGGCGUGAGCAGAUGACUGUGUGUGACCUACUCGAAAACUACGAUCCGGCUGUGAGGCCCUCAGGACGAUCCCCACUACAAGAUCAGAAAGGCCCAGUAAUUGUGACGACAAGCCUCAUUAUAGCGUCCAUCAGUGCAGUAAGCGAACGCAAUAUGGAAUUCGUUGCCCAAUUCCGGCUCCGGCAAGAGUGGUUUGAUGACCGGUUGAGAUUCUCGGAACAAGGCGAAUUCCGUAAAAUGGACUAUAUCCAUGUGGCACGAGAUCAGUCGCUGUGGACGCCAGAUACAUUCUUCCAAAACGAACGCAACGGAUGGUACCAUAUGCUUGACCACGAGAAUAAAUUUAUGAAGAUCAGAUCCGACGGCAAAGUGAUCUACAGUAGACGGUUAACCUUAAUUCUCGCCUGUAAUAUGAACCUAGUUCGAUACCCAAUGGACGUCCAAGAAUGCCUUAUCGAUUUCGCGAGUUAUGCUUACACGACCAGUGAUAUUAUCUACAAAUGGCACCUUAUCGGAAUCACUAUCGAAGAAGGUGCCAACGGAGCCCUACCUAAUUUUGAGAUAAGCUCCUAUAAAAAUUCCACUUGCGAUAGUGUUACGAAUACAGGAACUUAUAGCUGUAUGCGAGUUAAGCUGAAACUGAGUCGAGUGUUCUCGUUCUUUCUGCUACAACUCUACAUUCCAUCGUCGAUGCUGGUCGCUGUCUCAUGGGUAUCCUAUUGGAUCGACUGGAAAAGCACCGCGGCACGAGUGCCUUUGGCUAUUGUCACACUGUUGACGAUGAUCACGCAAUCGCACGGUAACUUACUGCAUUACUUACUGCAUUACUACUUGUAUUACUCUAUUAUAGCAUUAUUACUUGUACUACUGUAUUACAGUAUUAUUACUUGCUGUUACUGUAAUAUGGUGGUAGUGUAG